AUUAAUGAGUGUAAAACUCGAGGAGGGACAAACUCAGCUGCUGAACUCUCAGGAAACUUUCCCUCUUUUUGCCCCCAACCUCCCUCCCUUCCGGGCUGUGUGCAGGAGUGAGCACAGGACCUGCAGACCGCUGUGGAGGAGCUCAGAGGAAACACAGGACAUUUAGUAACAAUGUGAGAAACUUCACUUUUUGCAAACUAGGGUGAUCUGCUACCAAACCCGAGAAGGACUACAGUGGACGAUUCAUUUCACUGACACUGCUUAACUUUCUCUUUUGGGCAAAGUGAUCCAGCAGAAACUUUAUGAUGAAGGUUUUCUGUGAGCGCACGGUGCGCACGCUAGUUUUGGCACUUCUGCUUUGCGCGCAGGCCGGUUUGGGCUUCUCGGUGGCCGGCCAGCAGGAGAGCACCUGCGAGGCCAAUGGAAGCAUAUACUACGUCGGGGAAUGGUACUUUCUGGACUCCGAUCACUGCACACAGUGUGAGUGCACCGCUGAGGGCUCAGCAUGUGCGCGCACUGAGUGCACCUCUCUGCCAGCUGCAUGCAUCCAUGUGAGCCACUACCCCACCGACUGCUGCCCCCGAUGCGAGAAGAUCGGCUGUGAGUACCGAGGGGUGGUGUACGAGCUGGGGCAGAACUUCCAGCCAUCAGAAUGUGAGCAGUGCACUUGUGACAGUGAUGGCAUCGCCCGCUGUCUAGUAGCAGAUUGUGCUCCUCCACCAUGCGUCAACCCCGUCUACCAGCCUGGGAAAUGCUGCCCCGAAUGCAAGGACGGUCCAAACUGCUACGCUGACGCAUCACGCAGCCAGGUGAUUCCUGCAGGAGAGCCUGUCUGGGUCGACUCCUGCACCAAGUGCCGCUGCCACGACGGCCAGGACGCCGGCUACUGGGAGGGAAACCGCCUGGCAACCUGUUCCCGCCUUAAAAACUGUAAACCAGAACAACCAUCCGCCCAGCAAAAGUGAUUCGCUUUGUCAGCACAGAACCAGCUGUAAUCUUACCACACAUUUCUUUUGGUGGCUGAUGUGCUGCACAGGUUCUGUUUCAGCACUUCCUGUGGUACAAAUGAUGUACAGCCACAUGUAAAGAUCGUCUGCAAAAAUGUAACUUUUUGGGAAAAGCAACCAAAGAAAUCUUUUGAGAACACAACAAGCUGCCCAAAAUGUCUUCUGUAAUUUAACGAGGAUAAUUUAUCCAACAUUUUAUUGCUGCAAACAAGCCUGAAAUUGGAUCAGUAAGAACAGAUCAGACUUUAUCUCACUGGAGAUGAUGAUUUUUAGUCCUUGACAAAACAAAAUUAGGUCAAGAAAACUGGGAUUAAAACUAUUUCCAUUUUAAAAAUGUGGUCUGCAGUGUUGUAAACGUACAGUUGUUUGAUUUACCGCAACACUCCAGCCCUUGUUUCUAACAGGAAUAAGAAGAAAGAACAUUGAUCCUUAGAAAGUGACCUUGCUCCAGAUUACUUUUUAUUUGUUCUGCUUGUCUACAGUUUUUUUUAAAAGAAAGGUCAAUUACAUCAAUAUGUUUUUAGAGAGAGAGUCGUGAGCUUUUAUAGACUUUAGUUACCCGGGAGGUAUUUUACGCAGCGUAACAAAGCCAAUAAGAUUAUAAGAAAUUAUAAUUGACUCGUCACCGGUUGAUGCAGUGCCAAAAUGUGUGCACAGCUGUGAUGCAAUUAAGACUAGAGAAUGAAUGCGAGGAGCAAUAAACUACUUUGUAAAAGUUCUAUCAAUCUGGUUCUUCACUUUCCAAGCUAAUUGAAAUGUAAUGUAUGAGAGGAUGACCUGACGUAUGACUGUGCUGUAGGUGUAAACACCUGCGAUAUUUGAGAGUAAUGUCAUUUAAUGGAAUGUUAGUCAUGCUUGUACACUGUAGAGCAGAAAAUCAAUCUGUAACUUGCUGCUUUAUUCAUUUUUCACCGGAAAGAAUCUGUAGCUUUUAGAGCAACAACUUUCUGCUAUUCACACUGUUAAAGUGAGCAGUUAUCUGUUACUGUUUGUAGAAUCAAAGUGUAUGAUGAUAUGUAGCAUGAAGUAUAUUUUGAUUUUAUACAGCUUUAUAUGCAGAACAUCUCUCAAUAAUUUGCCAUCAUUUACCACUUCAGCCAGGAGAGAUCUUACAAUUAAAACAAACAAACAAACAAAAUCUCUAUCUAUACUGUAUGUUUGUGGGAUUUGAGAACCAGGCUGCUGCUACAUGAAGUACAACACUGCAAAUGGCAAGUCACAGAUGGAAUUCUCCCUUUUCUAUGUAAGGUUUGAGAUUACAUUUUAACUUCUGCACUUACGAAGCUGUUUGGCAUCUUGGGAUUUUAUUUUUUUCUUGCGGGGGGUUACAUGAGAGGAUCAGGACCACUCAGAUGUCUUUAAUGUAGAUCUGAGCAGCUAUAGUUGAACACAAAAACUGGAAACUUUUGGAAGCAGCCAGUCUGUCUCAGUCUCUGUUAGUCAAUAUCACCUUCUCAUACCUGGUGUUGUUUGAUAAUUGGUCCCAUCCAUGAAAUAGUCCAGUACAUGCGGUUUUGCCAAUAUAUAACAUAUAAUUAGUGAGUUUAGUGAUAAUUUCUUUGUCUUUGGACAGAGCCAGGCUGUUUUCAGUCUUUAUGCACAGCUGAUUUAACCAGCUCUUGCUUUAUAUUUAAUUCACAGACUCAAGAGUUUUAUCACAUUUAACAGAAAACUGGAAAAGUAUAGUUACCACAGUAUCUAAAUCUAACUAUUCCUACAAGUGUAGUUUCAAUUAGGUGCCUGAAACAACAGGGAACUAACGUUAAUCUCAAGUGAGAUGCUGCUGUGCGUCGUGCUGGUCAUCUACACCAGCUCUACAAAGACACAGUGUCAACAUAAUCCAAAUUAAAACAACUUUUUGACCUUU
Acanthochromis polyacanthus (spiny chromis) is the source of this 2874-nucleotide messenger RNA. RefSeq lists its product as uncharacterized. Gene Ontology annotation, molecular function: protein binding. Gene Ontology annotation, cellular component: AMPA glutamate receptor complex. Bases 303 to 965 code for a protein of 220 amino acids. The record is from RefSeq and is a predicted model, not a curated record. Lineage: Eukaryota; Metazoa; Chordata; Actinopteri; Pomacentridae. The transcript is spliced from 3 exons. Gene Ontology annotation, biological process: negative regulation of BMP signaling pathway.